AUGGAUCCUCAAGAUCCCUCCUCCGCCGACCAACUUGCCAGCGACUACCCGGACGACUCCAACCUUGAUGUAGGUGCUGAUGGCAGGGUCGAAAUGGACCAAGAAGAGAUAGACGCCAUAAUUCGAAACAAAAGAAAAGUCCGAGAUCCAAAAGCAUGCUACGCUUGUCACCGCCGGAAAGUCAAAUGUGACCGCAACUUGCCCUGCGAUUCCUGUGUCAAACGAGAUCACCCCGAGCUCUGUUCCUAUGAAAGACCGACCAAGAAACGCCGCAUCGCUCUCAAUGGCACUGCCAAUCAGACUGAAGCCGCCAUCUCUGAUAAUCCUGGCCCUUCUCUACAGACUGGACCCAAUGUCUCGGUCCCUCGCGAGCAUUGGGAGCGUAUCAAUAGAGAACUACAACAGCUCCGUGCAACUGCCAAAAUCUCACGCUUAUCUCAAGGACAGCCACAGUUGGAAGCUGAAUCAGAAGAAGGCGCUAUCAGCGGGCCACAAAGUCGUGAUGAGGCUGAUCGAGAAGGGAUUCAUGCUCCCAGCAAUCAAAUGGGACUUAUCCAUCUAGGUUCAAGAUCUAUCCUCGCUUAUAUGAUGGGUCUCGGAAGGUCAAAGACUACACAGAAUACCGCGCGUUCUCUACUCGAAGAGAACAUCUUACCCAAACUCGGCCUAGAUAAUGAGAGUGCUACUUACCCAUUUGUCGAUUUGUGGAGCACGGAAUCCAGCAUGCAGGACGUCAAUGGUCUUUGCAAAGCCGUUCCAGAUGAUGAUCUGUGUAAUGAGUUUUUUAUUGCGUAUCGAGACGUGGCGUGUACCAUCUAUCCCGUCGUUCCUGACACAGAAAAAUUUAGAGAGACUUUGUUUCUCAUGCUCUCCAAUCGCUCUCGGCAUCUCCGCGAUGGUCUUGAAAUUGAUCCCACCAAACCAUAUGGAGUAACUUUACCAUGGCUCUCGCUUGUUUUCGCCGUGUUUGCCUCUGGAGCUCAGUCAUCCGACAGGCCUGCAAAAGAGAGGGAAUUGACCUCGCAGGUGUACAUAUGCUGUUCAUACCAAGCACUAAGAAUGUCCAACUUUCUGACUCAUCCAUGCCUGGAAACAAUAGAGGCAUCAUUAAUUAUUGGGAACGUGCUUUCGUACAAUAUGAAUCCCGGUGUGGCCUACAUUUUCCUCGGAAUGACUCUACGCAUGGCAUUUUCGAUAGGUCUCCAGAUAAAUUCACAAAUUCAUGGUCAUAAUGAGCAAUGGGUUCGACGUCGCGUUUGGUGGGCGCUAGCUUGGCAAGAUUCACAUUUCGCUGUGAGUUAUGACCGGCCCACGUCAAGCGUAUUGUGCAUUCCCGACAUACCAUACGGAAAAUUCAGUUCGCCCGGCGAUCGAAGUUACGCUGAGAGCAUGUUUGCCAUUAUCAGACUCACGCAAGAAAUUAUUCGCGAAAGACUUCUUCAUCCUCGAUCAUACAUGACUUGGGAGACAAUCCGCAGGUACACGGAUGAGAUCGCCGCGAUCUAUACUCAAGCGGCAAUCCAUCUCCGAGAAAGGAGCCAUUGCCAUCAGAUGACUCAGCACCUUGAGCGAUUGGCCCUAAAGCUCCACAGUUCAUAUAUCACGAGUGAAUUGUGUCGGCCAGCGUUGAAAGAAGGGCCAUCUCCCCCGGCAGAUGGGCAAGCAUCGACUGCCACCCCUGUUCAAUCACCUUCCGACAGUCGUCGAAAGGCUUCACAGGGAUCGGCUCAGUCGCCCUCGUCUUCUUCCGAUGCGGGCACACGAGCACAGUUUCGACGUGAAUGCAUCAAGAAUCUCGAGGAAACAGUUGCUGCUUAUGUUGAACUUCACUCUCUCAGCAAGUUUGCUGCAAGGUCCUGGAUUGGGAUCCAGCGCUCGAUCUCGGCCGCGUUCCUUUUGGGUACACUCCCUGAAACGAAUCAAGAGCCACGAAUAAUUUCUCUGCUCCGUGAUCUAGAGAAAGUGAUUGCUCAACGUACGAUGGAAGACCCUACCUUUGAAGGAACCCAAGCGAAUGAAGCACUGGGAAGCCCAGCACAACAUCGCCUUUCCCAACCAACCUUGGCGGAAUCGCCUCACUGGGCGCGCAGUAUGGCCAAGUCGCUGAACGCUUUGGGAAAACUAAAUGCAGCAUUGAUUGGUGGAAAGCUUGGUGGGAUGGCUCAGGGCGCGUACGUCGGAAAUCCAAGUUCACAGUCUACAUCUGCAGGUGGCCCUAAUAUGUACGCGAACAUGAGGACCAAUCCGAAUGCAACGCAAGGUUCUCCGUCACAAUACCCACUGGUCACAACCCUCAAACAAGAACCAUACUCACCCGGCAUGGGAAGCAAUGCCAUCCUCAGCACGGGCGUGGGCCUUCCCGUUGGUGGUGUAGGGAUGGGUCCAAUUACACCGGACAGCACCAGCUCCUCGGCGGACUGGAACUAUGGCAAUCUGCACGAACGCGCUGCUGAAUACGUACAGGCACCACUCUGGGGCGAUAAUACCCUUGGGGGGUAUGUUAACUAA
This is a messenger RNA of Exophiala aquamarina CBS 119918, 2508 nucleotides long. RefSeq lists its product as uncharacterized. Bases 1 to 2508 code for a protein of 835 amino acids. The record is from RefSeq and is a predicted model, not a curated record. Gene Ontology annotation, biological process: regulation of DNA-templated transcription; DNA-templated transcription. Lineage: Eukaryota; Fungi; Ascomycota; Eurotiomycetes; Chaetothyriales; Herpotrichiellaceae. Gene Ontology annotation, molecular function: zinc ion binding; carboxy-lyase activity; DNA binding. The transcript has 3 exons.